Molecule: messenger RNA, 1404 nt
Organism: Pipistrellus nathusii (Nathusius's pipistrelle)
Lineage: Eukaryota; Metazoa; Chordata; Mammalia; Chiroptera; Vespertilionidae
Source: the annotation of a GenBank genome assembly
AUGUGUGAAGGGAACAAGACCACCAUGGCCAACCACCAACUGAUGCCCCUAGUGGUAGUCCUGAGCACCAUCUCCUUGGUCACAGUGGGGCUCAACCUGCUGGUCCUGUGUGCUGUGCGGAGCGAGCGGAAGCUACACACUGUGGGGAACCUGUACAUCAUUAGCCUCUCAGUGGCGGACCUGAUUGUAGGAGCUGUUGUCAUGCCAAUGAACAUCAUCUACCUCUUCAGGUCCACGUGGUCUCUGGGCCAGCCUCUCUGCCUCUUUUGGCUUUCCAUGGACUAUGUGGCCAGCACAGCGUCCAUUUUCAGCGUCUUCAUCUUGUGCAUUGAUCGCUACCGCUCUGUCCAGCAGCCCCUCAGAUACCUGAGGUAUCGCACCAAGACCCGAGCAUUGGCCACUAUCUUGGGAGCCUGGUUUCUCUCCUUCCUCUGGAUUAUUCCCAUUCUGGGCUGGCCUUACUCAGGGCCCCAGAAAGACAAAUGUGAGACAGGCUUCUAUGAUGUCACCUGGUUCAAGGUCAUGACUGCUAUCAUCAACUUCUACCUGCCUACCUUGCUCAUGCUCUGGUUCUAUGCCAAAAUCUACAAGGCUGUACAGCAGCACUGUAAGCACCGGGAGCUCAUGAAUGGAUCCCUCCCUUCCUUCUCUGAAAUUAAGCACAAGCCAGAGAACCCCAAGAUAGCAGCCAUGAAACCAAAGAAGAAGUCUCUCUGGGAGGUUCUGAAAAGGAAACAGAAAGUUGCUGGUGGUGGCCCUGUCUUGAAGUCCCAAGAUCUAAAUGAGAAGAAAUCCUCAAGUGUCUGCAGCCAAGAGGAGGAUGAACAAGUGGACAAACGUCACUGCUUCCCGCUUAAUAUUGUGCAAACACAGACAGAGGAAGAGGGGAGUGGCAGGGACUACACGGCCAUCAACCAGAGCCAGAGCCAGCUUGAGAUAGAUGAGCAGAGCCUGACCAUGCAUGGGGCCAGUGAGGUGUCAGAGGACCAGACCCUAGGUGAUAGCCAGUCCUUCUCUCUAGCAGACUCAGACGUCCCCACAGAAUCAGCAUCAGGGAAAGGCAAACCGCCAAGUGAGUCCAGCACACGCCUUGAUUAUAUCAAGUUCACUUGGAAGAGGCUCCGCUCUCAUUCAAGGCAGUAUAUGUCUGGGUUGCAACUGAACCGAGAACGGAAGGCUGCCAAACAAUUGGGUUUUAUCAUGGCGGCCUUCAUCCUUUGCUGGAUUCCUUACUUCAUCUUCUUCAUGGUCAUUGCCUUCUGUAAGAGCUGUUGCAACGAACAUGUGCACAUGUUCACCAUCUGGCUGGGCUACAUCAACUCCACACUGAACCCCCUCAUCUACCCUUUGUGCAAUGAGAACUUCAAGAAGACAUUCAAGAAAAUCCUGCACAUUCGCUCCUAA